Acyrthosiphon pisum (pea aphid) is the source of this 3297-nucleotide messenger RNA. Its product is annotated as terminal nucleotidyltransferase 5C. Bases 514 to 1848 code for a protein of 444 amino acids. The record is from RefSeq and is a predicted model, not a curated record. The transcript is spliced from 2 exons. Gene Ontology annotation, biological process: mRNA stabilization. Gene Ontology annotation, molecular function: poly(A) RNA polymerase activity; RNA binding. Lineage: Eukaryota; Metazoa; Arthropoda; Insecta; Hemiptera; Aphididae.
AGUAAUAUCACAGGAUUAUCCACCCGUCCGCAAAAAAAAAACCGCGCACGCGGUGUCUAGUCGUCGUCGUCGUAGAACUUUCGCGAAUUUGCACCGUUCCCGGCGGGGCUUUUCCUCUUCCCACUACCCCGCCGGACGCGCCGCGUAGAAUGUUCCAGAAGGUUCGUCGCCGCCGCGCCCACGGUACGCGAGCAGCUGCUGCUCUCGGGAAAAAUCUCGUCCUCGUUGUUGCCCGUCGUAAAUUUUUUUCGCUUUCCUCGGCACGAUUUAUCGCCGCGAUAACAAUAAUAUACUUGCAGCCGGUAUCGAUAAAUCGUGGCGUAAAAUUCGUGUUCGUUAAUAAUAAUAUUUAACAUUAUCUACGCGUGUUUUACUCUCCGGUUGUCGUGUGUGACAUAUUGUUUCGUUUUAUAAACGGACCGAGAACAGCCGAUAAUUUUUUCACUCGUGUUUUUUUACUAUCGGUUACCGGAAAUUCGAUUACGGCGAUAAUAUAAUAAUAUUACAGACCAUAUGCGAAGGUCGCGCAACGGACGUCUAAACGUGUCGACAGCCGACUUAAACCACGUGCGACCCGCUGCCAUGUUGUCCACGUGUGACGACCGCAAUCGUGGGGCUACCACCAACACUGCCGUAACCACAGGCGGCCGUGCACAACAAACCGAUCUCAGCCGCCUGGCCGUCCUGAGCUACGAACAGGUGGCCCGACUGAACGACGUGAUGGACGAGACAGUCAGCAUCCACGGCCGUGGAAAUUUCCCCACGCUUGAGGUGCGCCUUCGCGACCUAGUAGCGAUGGUGCGCGACCGGCUACGUGCCCAAGCCGCACCAGAAGACGACGAUGUUGCGUUCCCGGCCGAAAGGUCCACGCCUCCAUCACCGGAUGCCGACGACACAUGUUUCCAGGUGCGAAGCAUCAGACUUAACGGUGGGGCAGCCUCGCACGUGCUGACCACGGACACUCAGCCGUAUAAUGACCUGGACUUGAUAUUCAACAUCAGCCUGUCAGGGAACCGGGACUUCGACCGCGUCAAGUCGGCCGUGCUCCGAGCCCUGGUCGACUUGCUACCGGAGGGUGUCAGCCGCAAGCGGAUGACGCCGUGCAGCAUCAAGGAGGCAUACGUGAGCAAAAUGGUCAAGGUGAACAAGGACGGCGACCGGUGGUCGCUGAUAUCGCUAGGCACGUUACCGGGUCAGCGAAACGUCGAGCUCAAGUUUGUCGAUCGGAUGAAGAGGCCGUUCGAGUUCAGCGUAGAUUCGUUCCAGAUCGUGCUCGACUCGCUGCUGCUGUUCUACGAGUGUUCCAGCGGCGUACCAAUCAGCGAAAGCUUUUACCCGACCGUGGUCGGUGAGUCCGUGUACGGUGACUUCCGGGAUGCUAUGUACCACCUGGAGAACAAGCUGAUCGUCACCAGGAACCCGGAGGAGAUCCGGGGCGGCGGGCUUCUCAAGUACUGCAACCUGUUGUUGCGCAACUACGCACCAGACUACGAUGGUGACGGCACUAAGAAGCUGGAACGGUACAUGUGCUCCAGGUUCUUCAUCGACUUCUCCGACAUACACCAGCAGCGUGCUAAGCUGGAGAACUAUUUGAAAAAUCACUUUUGCGCGCCCCAAGAGGAAUACAUGAAACUUCAGUACCUCAACGUGCUGAAACAGGUGGUCGAGGAGAGCACCGUGUGCCUGAUGAUACACGAGAGGCAUCAGACGCUGUCGCUGAUCGCCGAAUUGUCGUGGCGGCUGAUGGCCGGUCAAGGCAUGUACUACUAUUACCAUCCACAGCCGCAGCUGACCAUGUCCAUCGGGCACCACAGUCAAUUGCCGGCACAACUACAUUGCCCUUCAUAAGUGUGUUUGAAUUUUGAUUUUUUUUUAAAUAUUAUUAUUAUUUUUUUUUUUUAGAAAAAUGAUACGUUUAACAAUUUAACAACAAAAUGUUCAUAUUAUGUUAUUAUAUAUAUACAUGAUCUCUAAAAAAAAAGUCUCUCGCACUCUGCCUCGCCCCCUUUAUCCCAACAAUUUUUUUUUGACACCCGCGUAACGGCGCCGACCCAGUGAACAAAUUUUCACGUUUGUAUAUUUUCCGUACGACUGAAUGAUUUAUCUUUAAAUGUCUGUUAAUUUAUUUAAAUUGUUGUUAAUAUAUAUAUAUAUAUGAUUGUACAUUCACGUUUUCCGUUUAUAAAAAUGUAUUAGGCUUUAUGAGGUUGAACAAAAAAAAAUUUAUAUUUACUUUCGUUGCGUACUUAAUUGGCUACAAUUUUUUUUUUCGUUUUGGCAGCCAUCGUUGACUAUUGCAUAUUAUUAUCUAUAUUAUAUGAACCAAAAGAGGGAAUACAUUCUGCAGUAUACAGAGCAGAACGGUCAACAAUUGAAACACCAAAUCUAUUACUAUGUUCUUACUUUUUUCUCAUCCAAUAUUUAAUUUAAAAACAAAAUAAUAUUAAUAUAUAUUUAUACAUAUGAUUCGGAAGCCCACUAGGCUGUUAAUAUUGCAUUCAUUUUAUAGCAGACCGUCUUGUAAUGUUGGAGAUACAAUCGAUCCGAAAAUCUGUCGUAAAUAUAUAUAUAAUAUAAUAUAUAGUAUUUAUAUGCUAAGAAAAAAUGUUUUUGGCCCGAGUUUGAGAGACUUAUUCUUAUUAUUUUCUUUUUAAUAUAUUUGUAUAUAUAAUAAAUACACACACACGCGCAUUCACUGUGCGUAAUACGAUGUACAAUAACAAAAUUUAAACAGUUGUUUUACUCGAAAUUAAAAAUAUUAUAAUAUAUUAUAUCGCGCGUCCGUGAUAAUAUCUCGACCUGUGAGAUGUGCGUAUUGCGGGGAGAAAAUGUAAAAAAAAUAAAAAUAAAAAAACUUAUGAUAAGAACCGGUUACCGCGCCGAAAUUUUUAAAUCGUUUAAUGAUAUAUCAUUCUUAUAUAAUAUUAUUAAUUGUCCCUCUUACAAAUAUUGUGAAUAAAAGUUAAACUUUUUUAUUAAUUUAACCCCUCCCCACCAAUAAAAAAAAAAAAAAAAAAUUAAAAUAAAAACCAAAAAAAAUUUUUAAUUAAAUUAUACAUCUUAUUUUUAACAUUGCAUUGUUUGUAAUAAACAUUCCGAUUUUUAAAACGUGUAUAUAAUUAUAAAUAUUAUAAUAUUACGUCGAGGAAACACAUGUACGAAAGAAGAUGAACAUCGUGACGCGCGCGCGCACCAUCUCUCGCUAUAGUGUCUGUUAACCAUACGAUUAUUAAAAAUAAUAACUUCAACGUUUUUUCGUUUAAGGCGCGUACACUACUUGAUAAAUACGGAUUAUAA